AUGAUGGAGGAUGAUAUAAACAGUUUUCUCUUUGGUCAGGACGACUGGCGGGAGGAGGACUUCGUGAACAAUCUGCUAAAGAUGGAUGACACGAUGCUUUUCGGCGAGCCUCCCGCAAAUACAAAUGGUGUAAUGGGCGAGCUGGACGACAUCAUGCGACAGCUCAGCUACAGCUGUUCGAACGAGAUGUAUUUCGGCGAACAGCAGGUCACCUCACCGUUGUCGUCUCACUGCUCGUCGGAUCAAGAUUUCCACGGCUUCCCGAGUGUCACCGACGGUAGCAGCAGUACCUCUCUCGACGGUUACUUCGAUGACGUGUGCAACGUGCGCCUGGAUGAUUCGCUAUGCAAGGCAACCAAACUCGAGCCAAUAAACGAGGAUUUUUGCAUGCUGAAUGUCCUAAAAUCAAGCAGCCCUGAGGAGGAACAGGAGGCUAUAUCCUCGGCCGCCUCGGACAGUGGAUUAUCAAGCGACCAUCUCGAUCUGGACCCAAACACCGAAUAUGAUGCCCUCAGUCCCAGCAUGUCGUCACCUGGUCCGUCGGUCAGUGAACGUGGUGGUCAAAAUUCGCCGCCACGUUACACGAAAUCAAUCCAGCUGCAACCGCCGGCUGUGCUGCAGACCAUUCCACAGUCGGUUUCGUCUACGGUGUCGAUUGUCCCGCAGCCUGCAAUACCGGUGCAACCGGUGACGGUAGAACCGCGUCUAAACAAAAUUUUAGAACCUUGUGCCGAUCCCAAACGCGUUACCAAGACGCUCGACGUGAGUGCAUCGACUGCGAAUUUCACUCCGUUAGCGACGAAAACAUCAGCAAAAUUAUCAUCGGCUCCUGUCUAUCAAAACGCGACAAUAAAAUCAGUUGUUGGUGGGGUUGGAACGAAGCGUAUUUCAUCACCACAACAGAUCGUGGCCAAUGGCAAGGAACUGAAGAUUAUCCGCAUGGCGACGACGAAGAACGGUCAAACGGUGGCUGUUGCAAAUGGGCUUGCGUCGGUCGGUUCUUCAAACAAGAAAGUUACUUUGCAGCUGAAAAACUCUGCCGCGGGCAUUAAGACAUCUGGUACGAUGAUCCCAAAGAAUGUCGUAUUUACGACGGCUCCAGCAGCCACCGGAAACAAUGGCGGAGUUUCCGGCAUGCGCAAUGUGAUCCGUGUGCAGCAACCAAGGCAGCCGAACGGGAGACCGAUACUGGUGCCGGUAACGUUCCAGGACCUGCGCACGAUCAAGAUCGUCAACUCGACGAGUCUCAAAAACAAGUCGGCCAACAUCAAGCAGGCGGCGGCAAAUAUGCUGCAGCAGUCGAAACAGGGCCUGAUACAGAAGCACGUCGUGCUAAGCAAAGAUCAGUUGCUGGUAGAUGACAACAUGUCGGAUGUUGCGCCGAGUUGUUCGGAUUCGGAAAGCUACGUAUUUGAGGACAUAAUACAGCAGAGUAAUUCGGUAAUUGCGGAGGUCGAGCGUCAGCAGAAACAGAUCAUCAGUGACUCGGAUGUCGAGCCGGACGGCGAUGAUGGGGAUGAUGACGACGACAUGGGAAUGGAUGAGAUUCCCAGGGGUACCAACCGCAACGGAACAUACCAGAAGUUGAUGCUGACGGUUGAGGAGAAACGUCUGCUAGCAAAGGAAGGCAUUUCGCUUCCAACCAGCUAUCCUCUCACCAAGCACGAAGAGCGCGAGCUGAAACGUAUUCGCAGGAAAAUCCGCAACAAAAUCUCCGCGCAAGAUUCUCGCAAGCGCAAGAAGGAGUACGUCGAUGGACUGGAGGAACGAGUCAAACAAUGCACCGAGGAAAACCAGAAUUUGGUCAAACGAAUGAAGAUACUGCAAAGUCAAAACCAAGAGCUCGCUAACCAGGUGAAACGCUUUCAGUCGCUAUUGACCAAGGGCACCAGUAAGACAACGCAACCAGCCACGUGCCUCAUGGUGCUCCUCAUCAGUAUGGCAUUGGUGGCAGUUCCCAAUCUGAAGCUGGGCAACACCGCAACUCAGCAAAACAUUCAAGAUUCGAUUGAAGUGUCGGAGCUGAUGCAGGAUCAAGCGAACGACAAGUUGCAGGUGCAGCAAAGUCGACGCUCAUUAUUAUUCGACACAAAGGAGCAAAUGCAUGCCAACGAGGAGGAGCUGACAUUCGACGAGAUUAUGUCCUCGUUCAAUGCCAACUCGCUGAUUGCCAACGAGCAUGAUUACUUCAGCGAGGGUGAUGGCCGUACUGGUAACGGUGCCACAUACGAGCCUCGUUCCGCGAAACGUGCGAAGCUAAUGGCUACUGCGCUGGUCGAUUACGACGUGGACGAUAAAGUAUGGAACGGAGGCAGCAAGAUUCGCAUCAAACAAGAAGACGGAUCUAUGUCACCAGAUAGCAGUAGCAGUAGCGCCAUGAACAGCAACGAGCUGUUUGAACAGAAAGUGCGUGAGUUUCAGGAAAAACUACAAAAGUCCGUAGGCCUCGAGCAGAACGACGUAAACUAUGGAACCCCGUUUGUUGGAAGCGGUGUUAAUAGUGAGGUGAUUAUUGACCGCGAACUGCUCGACUUGGGAGGCAAAGGUGAUAAUGGUUUGUACGAGUUAAACACGUUCUCCAGCCUCCAUGAGCAGAAAGGAGACGGAAUGGGCGGGAUCGAUCUGCUUGGCGUUGGUUCGGAUUCAGCCAUGGUGCGUGCCGAUUCCACCGCAGACAACGCAGCCGAUGUUCGGAAGCUGAAUGCCUCGCAGCAGAUUCAGCAGCAGAAUAACAAACGCAAAUUACUACUUUAAACGGCAUAGAACCUGAACAGGUGUUGCAUGGGAUAGAAGCUGGCUGUUUAUCAUCACGUCCGUUGCUGUCGUAAUGAAUUUUUGUAAAUAGAGCAGAGUACACCAUAUGGUGUCUCACCCUUAGGAUUUAAGUUGAAAACGCUAAGCACCGUUUCCUUUUAUACCGGAACGUAAGCUUAUCAACGAUGGGCGAUGGACGUUCGUUUAUCGUACAAUAUGGUACGAUGCAAGGAAGCAUUUUGUUUGCCUACAUUGCCGGCAAAAGAAGAAAAGGAAAACAGACUCAGCAAGUGCUAUUGUUGUUAUUUUCUUGUUUUUUUAGAUAACAUUUCGUGGCUUAGCUGAGGCAUAGACGUGAUGGCAGAGCGAUCAUUUUGCUAUUGUUGGCACCAUUCAAGUAUUUUACGCAUACUAAAUUGAGCAAAAAACAGUUGAUGUUUCCAUCAUCGUUAGAUUGCUGUUUCCAAUUGCACCAAUGCAAUAUUGGCUUACCGCUCAUUUGGUAGUGGACAAUUUCUGGCAACGAAGAUGCUUUGUUUAUUACUUUGUUAAUGUUAUUUUAUCGCUGUUUGGAUUUUGGUUGCUUAUAUUUGCAAUUAGUAGCGCUAGCCUAAUGUCUUAGUUUGUGAUGUAAGAUUUCGCUUAAAGAUCAGAAGGUUCAUGACGAUUGAAUGUGCAAUUUAUAUAUUCGUAGCGUUUUUGUGUAACAGUAAAGAAACGAGAUAAGAUUUUGCAAUGUUUUGUUGGUUUUCAGCCAUUGUCCAACCCAUCCAAUAUGCAAUUUAGUCCUUUUCUCUAUCUAACGAUCGUUGUACAUGUGGAAAGGAAUCUUGUAAUAUGAUAUCUUUGCUCAACUCCCAGCUUAUUCAUAUAAAACCAUUUUAAAAUGUUGCCGGGUAUUUGAUCUUUAUUAAACUAGUAUAAUGAUUUUUUCUUCAAUCUGUUGGGUAUUUUGCAAAGCAUUGUUGGAUAUAAUAGCAUUAGCAGUAACAAUAGCAUUAAAUUAUAAACCUAUACGUAAGCAAGUAUCACGAAAACAUAGUGAUGAUAAAUUUUGACAUAAAUAGCAACUCCUAUUCUGCCGUUCAUAGUUCAUCAUUAUUAUUGAAAUUAUAAUUGGUAAUUAUUAUUGUUGUCACUGUGAAAAGGCACUACCACUUGAAUGAACGGGUUGAUUGAAUUGUUUGAAACACCAAUCGGUUUUGCUGUGGCAAAACAGAUCUCGAUUCACGUCUUUUAAAUUAAUUCAAUUUCGCAUCAACUAGAUAGAUUUACAACAAAUCAAGUAAAACAGGAACCGGACACAGAAUACCGGACCGCGGCGAUACAAUUGCAACGAGUAGAAAGGAUUCCUUUUUCAGCACGUGACAUUUCCGUAGUAAAAGCAUAAUGCGUAUACUAUAAAAUAUCAUUCACGGUGGAAACAAAUUUAGACUAGUUGAAUAAUAAUUUGUUGUACAUAACCUA
Molecule: messenger RNA, 4221 nt
Organism: Anopheles nili
Lineage: Eukaryota; Metazoa; Arthropoda; Insecta; Diptera; Culicidae
Exons: 4
Coding region: 1-2754 (917 amino acids)
Biological process (GO): regulation of transcription by RNA polymerase II
Cellular component (GO): nucleus
Molecular function (GO): RNA polymerase II cis-regulatory region sequence-specific DNA binding; DNA-binding transcription factor activity, RNA polymerase II-specific
Source: RefSeq, a predicted model, not a curated record